This is a messenger RNA of Daktulosphaira vitifoliae (grape phylloxera), 5131 nucleotides long. Its product is annotated as serine/threonine-protein kinase SIK3-like. Bases 629 to 3661 code for a protein of 1010 amino acids. The transcript has 21 exons. Gene Ontology annotation, molecular function: ATP binding; tau-protein kinase activity; protein serine/threonine kinase activity. NCBI's taxonomy places the organism in Eukaryota, Metazoa, Arthropoda, Insecta, Hemiptera, Phylloxeridae. Gene Ontology annotation, cellular component: cytoplasm. The record is from RefSeq and is a predicted model, not a curated record. Gene Ontology annotation, biological process: protein phosphorylation; intracellular signal transduction; microtubule cytoskeleton organization.
CGCCGUUGCCGUAACGUCGACCACUCCGCAACACCAGCAGCGGCAACAGCAAUAACAAGUGCGAGUGUUUUUGUUUUCGUUAUCCGUACCUGAGAUAUACACACACACACACACACACGACCGACGAUAGUAGUAAAUACGUACCGUACGUGCGUAUCGUUUCGCGACAAUCGUCAAUGUUACGCCGCUUUUCGGAGUGUAAUCGUUUUUGGAUUUUACUCUUCGCCGUUUAUCCGAAUUGCGGACGGCCGUCCGUCACACCAUAGUUAUUGUCAAUUUCUGUUUGUUUUUUUCGCCUCCGCAAUUGACGGGAGUCGAAAUUUUGCAUUAUCGGACCGUGUGUCGGGUAUAUUUUUUCUUAUCGUUAUCGUUUCGAACGGAAAACCCAAUUGGGAAACGUGUUGACGGAUCGAAACUCCUGAUGAAUUAUGGCAAAAAUCAAAAUCCAUUAUGAUAUGCGAUCAUCAUCGUCGUCGCCGUCGUCGUCGUCGUCGAUUGUGUGUACUGGUCGACCGCGUUACUAGUGCGACCGUUCAAAGGCAGUGAUCGCGUUGUCGUGUGCGAGUCGAGCCCAAGACCACCGUUGCAUGAAAAUCGACGUGUCGUUUGAUUAUGAUAUGUGAAAAAUAUGGCUCACGCAUCACUACAUCCGACAGACAGAGCAGAUAACAACCAGCUGGUCAAUCGUUUGGUGCGGGUCGGUUACUAUGAGUUAGAGAAAACUAUAGGCAAAGGCAAUUUCGCAGUUGUGAAAUUAGCCAAACAUGUCGUGACCAACUCUAAGGUUGCUAUCAAAAUCAUUGACAAAACACAGUUAAAUGAAGAUAACCUGAAAAAAAUAUUCAGGGAAAUUCAGAUUAUGUCCAAACUUAGCCAUCCUCACAUUGUUAGAUUAUACCAGGUCAUGGAAACUGAAAAAAUGAUUUAUUUAGUGACUGAAUAUGCUGCUGGAGGAGAAAUUUUUGACUAUUUAGUGAAAAAUGGAAAAAUGGAUGAACCAUCUGCAUGUCAUAUAUUUAGACAGAUUGUUGAAGCUGUUAGUUACUGUCACAAAAAAAAUAUAGUUCAUAGAGAUUUAAAAGCAGAAAACCUUCUUUUAGAUAUUGAUAAUAAUAUAAAACUAGCAGAUUUUGGAUUCAGCAACCAUUUUCAUGAAGGAAAGUUACUUUCAACGUGGUGUGGCUCUCCUCCUUAUGCUGCUCCAGAAUUAUUCCAAGGACAAGAGUAUGAUGGUCCUAAAGCUGACAUAUGGAGCUUAGGUGUUGUACUAUACGUAUUAGUUUGUGGAUCUCUUCCAUUUGAUGGAAAUACUUUGAAAGUUCUUCGUGCAAAUGUUCUUUCUGGAAUGUUUCGAGUGCCAUAUUUUAUGUCAGCUUCAUGUGAGCAUUUGAUUCGUCACAUGUUAGUGAUAGAACCCGAGAAGAGGCUAAGUCUGAAUCAAAUUGUUUCCCAUAAAUGGAUGAAACAAUUGGCUGAACCAACUACUGAAAUACAAGUUGAUGUUAACCCAAUGAUGAACACUGCUAUUAUAGAACUUAUGUUACAGUUACCUGGAUUAGAUAAAGAUAUGAUAGUAAAUUCUGUACAGCAAAAAAAAUUUGAUCAUGUUAGUGCAAUUUAUCAUUUACUUGUUGAUAAACUAGACUCAACAUUCAAUGACCACUGUAAUAGUAAUAAUAACCCACAAUUUACUGAUGCAUCAGAAGAAAACGAUUCAACAGUUCAAAUUAAUUCCAACGUCAUAGAGAAUUUGCCUUUGUAUUCAAUGUCACUUUAUGGACAAGAUGGAUCAAUCUAUGACAGCCAGCAGUUAGAAAAAUAUGGAGAUGUGGACAUCAGUGACACUGCUACUUCUAGUAAAGUACAAGAUCAUCCUAAUCCUGUGACUACACGUCGUCAUACGGUUGGCCCUGGAAAUGGUCUUAUAACUCAAAUUAUGGAAUCGACUUAUAUAACAAACCUUCAAACUGGGUGCAAUGUUAAUGUGUUACCAAACACCAAUUUACCAAUGAAUAUUCCAUUAGUUGAAUUUCAGUCUCCUAAAAACUUCACUAUUAAAGAUCAGCAUUUAUUAAAACCUCCACCAGUUAUGGGAGCGAAUAGUAAUUUUGGUAGACGUGCAUCCGAUGGUGGUGCUAAUUUACAAAUGGCCCAACAUGUUGCUUGUACAUUCAGUGAACCAAGCAGUAAAGAAGAUUUGAAAAAAGAAAAAAUUGAUACAACCGAUAUCAGAAAUGUGAUGAUGGAUCAAACUAGUAAAAGAAAUUUGUUGCCUGAUGAAAAUACUAAUUCAGUUAGCUCCUCAAGUCGAUUUUCUAAAGUUAUGUGUAGUACAUCCAGGCAUGCUAUUGGUAUAAUAGAUGAUAGCCAAAAUCAACAGAGCAAUUUACCCAAUACCAGAACCAGACGUAGUGGUGUACUCACAGUUAUGGAUAGACCUCCAGUUAUUAGUCCUGAAGUGGUACGUGAAGUAGAAGCACGCAUGAAUCGAGAAUACAUACCACCUCCAUUACCAGUAGUCAGCACUCAUAGACAUAACCAUCGUGUGUCUCAAAUUUCAGUUUUACCUACAGUACAAGAAUUACACCGACAUUCAGGUCGUGAAAGUUUAAAAGACGUAAGUAUUCAUUCAUCAUCUGAAAGAUACAGUCCCGUGCGAAGAACAAGUGAGCCGGUUGUUACAUUUGGUGAACCAAGUCAAGAACCCAAUAUACGUAACAUACAGCAGGAACAUAUUCAGUUACAACAGAAGUUAAGUGAAAACACCUUAGAUAUCUGGGGUCACGCAGAAUUACAAAUGCUUCAUACCUAUCAUUUACAAAGUCUACAGACAUUAACUGAUCAGCCCCCCUAUUUAAAUAUGAAUGCAAAUCAUCAGGGUAAUUCAUACCUACUUAGUCAACAUCUGCAAAAUUUAAACAUACAUCAAGGACCCGUUGUAGGAACUUCUCAAACUCAAGGUUCGAUCACUCAAGGUACUCCCAAUGUUAUAGCAAAUCACCAGAUAUCUGUGCCAUUGGAUUUGAGGACCAAUCAAAAAAUCAAUUCUCAACCCACCAUAGUUGUAGAAGACAACUCUUCAGAUUUAAACAAGCCAAAAUUGCCAUUAAAACCGGAUGUAUCUUUAACCAUUACAAAUGAAGAUGGCAACAUGAUGGAAGUAGAUACUCUGCAUAUGAAUUCUAAUAGAACUAUUACUAAUAUGACAAAUGGAGAUAUUAAAGAAACUCGUGUUGAAGAUCAUGAUAAUUAUCUGAAUGACAUUGACUUGUUUGCUUCUGACGACAAAGCAAACAUAAUACCGACUAUUGAUACUUGUAGGUUUUUGAAAAAUGCUCCACUUUUUUCUGAUUAUAUUCUUAAAAGAACUGCAAGUGAUGCUUUUGUUGUGGAUUUGUCUGACUUUUAUUCCAACUUCACUUCGGGUAAUAUUUUAAAUAUUGUCAAGUAUCUUAUAUCCUCCAAUAUUAGGUCUUGGCCUGUUGUCGACCGACAAAACGUUUUACAGUUCCCAACAGGAUUACAAAUACAGUUAGAAGUGUGUUCCAGUGACACAGGAGCUAAUUCAUAUUUAAAAAUUCACCGACUAUCUGGAGAUACGACUGAAUACACCAAUAUUUGCCAUAGAUUAGUUGAAGACUAUUUACCAUGUAACGAAUGAUUAUCUUUAUAAUUGAAAAUGUUACUAUUUUAAUUUUUGAUGGCUGUGCUACUUUUGUGAAUGCAAUUAAUUAUUAAUUAAUAUUAGUCAUUAGUUUUAAUAAGAAAAAUUAUCAAAUAAAUAAAUAUAUAUAUAUAUAUAUAGAACAUACAUGUAUAUAUAUGCAGUAUAUACACAUACAUGUUUACGUAUAAAUUUAUGUACAUUUUAUAAAGAGUACUAAAAUAUGUGUGUGUAUAUAUACAUAUUAUAUUGUGAAUUAUAUAAAUUAUUAAUUUAAAUUUUUUUGAAAUUACUGUCAUGAUGUUGUUAGUGAUACAACUUGAUUUAUAAUUUAAUUUACCAAACUUUUUCAACAGCAUAAUUUAUUAUACUAUUUUUAUACAUACAAAUAUAUACAUAUAUAUAUAUAUAAUGACCAAUAAAUUUAUAACAUAGUUUUUUAUGAUAUCAGAGAGCUGUUGAUAACGUAUUUUUGUAAACCAAAAAAGAAGGAAGAUUUUGUUUUUUCAAUUGUUAAUUUCAGUCAAAUGGCGUAUAUGCAAAAUCAGUCCUAUUUGACUUAAUUUGUCUUAAAGUUUUCACACAUUACACUUCACAAUAUUUUACUAUAUUCUAACAUGAUAGUUGUUGAGUAAUGUUUUGAACUCAUUUUAUUUUUGAAACUUUAAUAUUAAUUUUCUUUCUUAUUAUUAUAAAUAUAUUGUUAUUAUUAUAACAUUUUUUAAAUUUAAUCAACUACUAUUAUUACUUUUUUAGCUGCUUGCUAAUUUUAUGCAUUACCAUUCCAAUAAUUUAGUAAUAAGACCAUUUUAGAUUUCUUUUGUUAGUAUAAGAAACAUAUGUUGUUGAUUUGCUUGUGAAGCUUAUUUUUGUUUUGUUUUGUUUUGUUUUGUUAUCAUUAUUAUUAUUAUUAUUAUUUCUUAACAUGGUUUUUUUUAAUUAUUGAUCAAAAUAAGAUCUUUAACAUCUUCAUAAGGAAAUUGUGUAUAGUCUAUUGUUGUGCACUAUGUGUUAAUAUGAGAUUAUGCAAUUGUUAAAUAUUUUAUUUUAAAACUAUUAAAAAAAAAAUAUUAGCUACUUAUAAGUCUAACCCUACAAGGAUAAUAUAUUAUUGUUUCACCAUUACAUUCUAUUGAUUUUAAUCACAAUAUUUCAAUUCAAUAUUUUAAUAAUAAACCAUUUGACGGCGUGCAAAUUCUUUAUGAAAUAAUAUUUAUAAACAUGUAUUCUUUUGUUAACCAUAUCUCAUAAAUACUAUUUUUGUUAUUCCAUAUUUUUAGCCAUUUUAUUUAGUAUAUAUUAUUGCAAAUAAUAUUAUCAUCAAUUAACUGAAUUAUUUAUUAAUACACAGUAUAUAUAACAAAAUAAUCACUACUUUAAGCUCAAAAAUAUGGGAAAAAUGAUUUCAUGUUAAAAUAUUGUUAUGGUUAUUUUAACUAUAUAAUGUUAUACUUGGACAACAAUGUA